UGUGGGGUUGGAAGUGAAUGGCCCUGAACGGAUCUCGACUCCGGUGCUUGGCCGCGUCCCCUCCCGCUGUGGCUUGCGGUGGUUCGUUCCGGGCACUUCCCUGUUUGGGGCAGUUCGGCCCGCAGAAGUCGGUUCGGGAGCUGUCAGCGCGGGCGGGAGCGCGGCGGGCCGCUGGGGUGGGCGCGUCCGACCGCGACCCCGACCCGGCCCGCGAUCCCGGACCUCCUGCACACGCCGCAAGCAGCCAGCUAGGCCGCCUGGCCGCGUACGACGCGUACCGCGCGCCCCCUCGUUUUUUCUUGGCUGCUUGGCUAGCUGGCGGCUGGGCGGGCUGGGCGUACGGGGGCCGGAGACCCCGCCGGUGGGCGGCCGCGGCUUGUGAACAGGUGGGCGGACAGGGCCUGGCUUCGGUCUCCUCGCCAUGUCCUCGUCCCGGGACGCCAGCGACCACUUCCCCCUCCAUCUCCUGGUCUGGAACAACGAUUACCGGCAGCUGGAGAAGGAGCUGCGGGGCCAGAAUGUGGAGGCUCUGGACCCACGAGGUCGAACCUUGCUGCAUCUUGCCGUUUCUUUGGGACAUCUGGAAUCUGCUCGCGUCCUGCUUCGCCAUAAAGCAGAUGUGACAAAAGAAAACGGCCAGGGAUGGACAGUUUUACACGAGGCUGUGAGCACGGGCGACCCCGAGAUGGUGUACACGGUUCUUCAGCAUCGAGACUACCACAACACGUCCAUGGCCCUCGAGGGAGUUCCUGAGCUGUUGCACAAGAUUCUCGAGGCCCCGGACUUCUAUGUGCAGAUGAAAUGGGAGUUCACCAGCUGGGUGCCCCUGGUCUCCAGGAUAUGCCCUAAUGAUGUGUGUCGGAUUUGGAAAAGUGGUGCCAAACUGCGUGUCGAUAUCACAUUGCUGGGAUUUGAAAACAUGAGCUGGAUCCGAGGGAGGCGAAGUUUUAUAUUUAAGGGAGAAGACAACUGGGCAGAGCUCAUGGAAGUCAACCAUGAUGAUAAAGUGGUCACCACUGAACACUUCGACCUUUCCCAAGAAAUGGAGCGCCUCACUCUAGACCUGAUGAAGCCAAAAAGCAGGGAAGUUGAGAGGCGGCUCACGAGCCCGGUCAUUAACACCAGCCUCGAUACUAAAAAUAUCGCUUUUGAAAGAACUAAAUCCGGAUUCUGGGGCUGGAGGACAGAUAAAGCAGAAGUUGUUAAUGGUUACGAAGCAAAGGUUUAUACAGUGAACAAUGUGAGUGUGAUAACCAAAAUACGCACAGAACACCUGACGGAGGAGGAGAAAAAGCGAUACAAAGCGGACAGGAAUCCUCUGGAAUCUUUGUUGGGAACAGUGGAACACCAGUUUGGUGCACAAGGGCAGGACCUCACCACGGAAUGUGCGACCGCCAACAACCCGACAGCCAUCACGCCUGACGAGUACUUCGACGAGGAGUUUGACUUGAAGGACAGGGACAUUGGAAGGCCGAAGGAGCUGACAAUUAGAACACAAAAGUUUAAAGCGAUGCUGUGGAUGUGUGAAGAGUUCCCCCUGUCUCUCGUGCAGCAGGUCAUUCCCAUCAUUGACCUGAUGGCCCGGACCAGCGCUCACUUCGCCAGGCUGAGAGACUUCAUCAAGCUGGAAUUCCCCCCGGGAUUUCCUGUCAAGAUAGAAAUUCCCUUGUUCCAUGUCCUAAACGCACGGAUUACAUUUGGCAACGUGAAUGGCUGCAGCACGGCCGAAGAAUCUCCAUCUCAGAACGUGGAAGGGACCCAGGCUGAGUCCGGUGCCCGAGUCACCAACUUCGAGGUUGACCAAUCUGUGUUUGAAAUUCCUGAAUCCUACCGUGUCCAAGACAAUGGCAGAAACAUACAUCUGCAAGAUGAGGACUAUGAGAUAAUGCAGUUCGCCAUCCAGCAGAGCCUGCUGGAGUCCAGCCGGAGCCAGGAGUUUUCAGGACCAGCAUCAAACGGAGGGAUCAGCCCGACACACGCCUACGAUGCCCAGUACGAGAGGGCCAUCCAGGAGAGCCUUCUCACCAGCACGGAGGGCCUGUGUCCCGAGACCCUGAACGAUAGCAGCCGCUUUGACAGCGACCUCCAGCUGGCCAUGGAGCUGUCUGCCAAAGAGCUGGCGGAGCGGGAACUGCGGCUGCAGGAGGAGGAGGCCGAGCUCCAGCAAGUCUUGCAGCUGUCACUCACCGACAAGUAAAUCUUCCUGCCCACGGGCUGCACGAAGCAGAGGCUCUGGGAUGCAGGCGGGUGCUCCAUCCCUGUCUGCAGCAGACAGCAGCUGCUCCUUCUUUCUGCAGAGGUGCAGGGCCAGGGACUUCCCCGGCCCAUCCUGGACCAUCUCCAGAGUGGAGGAGGGGCCAGGGAUCGGCAGGCCCCAUCUCCAGGUUAGGGGAGGACAUCACCACUUCCAUUAGCUGCACUGGCUUGCAGGUCACAUUCUUAACUACCAGCUUUAGACAA
Messenger RNA from Ochotona princeps (American pika), 2460 nucleotides. RefSeq names its product ankyrin repeat domain 13A (gene ANKRD13A). The coding region runs from base 422 to 2197 and encodes 591 amino acids. Gene Ontology annotation, cellular component: cytoplasm. The transcript has 15 exons. Lineage: Eukaryota; Metazoa; Chordata; Mammalia; Lagomorpha; Ochotonidae. The record is from RefSeq and is a predicted model, not a curated record. Gene Ontology annotation, molecular function: protein binding.